Suhomyces tanzawaensis NRRL Y-17324 is the source of this 855-nucleotide messenger RNA. RefSeq lists its product as uncharacterized. NCBI's taxonomy places the organism in Eukaryota, Fungi, Ascomycota, Pichiomycetes, Serinales, Debaryomycetaceae. Bases 1 to 855 code for a protein of 284 amino acids. The record is from RefSeq and is a predicted model, not a curated record. Gene Ontology annotation, cellular component: endoplasmic reticulum; Dsc E3 ubiquitin ligase complex. The transcript has a single exon. Gene Ontology annotation, biological process: protein processing.
AUGAAGCUCACGUUGGUCAUCAGGUUUGCGGCAACAGAGCCCAUCCCAGACUUGGACAUCCCGUUGACCAUCAACUUCGACAAGGACGACGUCAAUACGUUGGUCAAUGCAGGAUGGAUCAAGAACGUCAUCCGCAGUAAGGUGCCCCAGAGCACCAGCAACAGAAUCAGAUUGAUCUACAACGGACGAGUUUUGAACGAUAAGACCAACUUUAGGCUGGAGGUGCUCAAGCCACCAGCAGACCCCUCUACAGAGCCCAGGGAGCAGCAGAUCUACAUCCACUGUGUGAUCGGGGAGAAACUCACAAAACAACAACUAGCGGAGGAAACCCAAUUGGAUAACCGUCCCCAGGAGGUAUCCACAACCACCCAGCCGAUAGGUUUUGACCGCUUGCUCGAGCGUGGGUUCAGCCAGGAAGAUAUCAGCGAUCUCAGGCGCCAGUUCAUGAUGAUCCACGCUGACCAGUUCCCCACCAACCUGGGGUCAGAUAUCCACGAUCUAGAGGACGAGGAGGCUCGCAGGCAUACGCUCAGGCAAAUGGAGGACCGCUGGAUCGAGAGCACUAUCAACGGAGAUACCAACAAUGGAGGAGAACCGGUACCUGGAGUACCGGCACCUAGUGCGGCAGGAACCGGAGAGGCCCAACAGACAACACCCCUGGGAGACUUGGAGGGUUGGCAAGAUAACCGCGACAUCCUUUUAGGAGUUCUUUUGGGAAUCUUUUUGGGGGUGAUCGCAGUUAUCUUCAUCCAGGUGGACGACACUGUGUUCAACAAACACACCAGGGCGGCGAUAUACAUGGGAUUUUUCAUCAACUGGUCGCUUGGAAUCAUCAGAUUGGGUUUGUGGACGUAG